AUGCCUCAUCCUGUUACGCCGCCGUCCGGCGACGCCCCGCCCCCGCCAUCUCAAGAAACCAUCAACGAUCUUCUUAACACAAUCUUCACCGCAAAGACCUCGGCCUCGUCGAUCGAUGCUUGCUAUGGCCUCUGCGAGAUUCUUAUCUCUUCCGUUGGCGUCGCUGGCUUGAACGAUUACGGUGUCAUUGCUGAGAUCAAGAAGGCUGCUGCUGAUAAGAAGUCUGGUCUUCGCCGCGAGUCUAGUCAGAACCUUCUUGGUGCUGUUUUCGAGCGCUUCCUCCCUCGUCAGCCUAUCAGCGAGGUCGUUCUCCUUCUCCAGGAUAGCAACCUUGUCGGCGUUGCCCUCGACGCUCUUUCCGAUAAGGGUGCUGUCGUUCGCGAUGCUGCCCACUAUGGUCUUGAUGCGGCUUUUGGCGUUCUAAGCCCAGAGGCCCUCGUUACUGGCCUCCUUCCUGCUCUGGUCGAGUACCUUUCCAGGAAGACUGGAAAAUGGCAGGGAACUGUCGGCGCCUACAAGCUUCUCCAGAAGAUGGCUGACAAGGCCAAGGUCUCCCUCGGAGGCACCAAGGAGGAGGCUGUUGAGAAGGAUCUUCUCCGCGAGUCUCUGGGUGCCAAGCUUGCCGGUUUGAUCCCUAUCGUCGAGGGUGGCAUGCACGACUUGAAGACCGAGGUUGAGAAGCAGGCUGUUGCGACCAUGAACUCGCUUACCACUCUUCUCUCCAACGACGAUGUCGCCCCCCGUAUUCCUCUGCUCGUCGACACCAUGCAGCACCCUUCAUCCCAGACUCUUCAGAAGGCUAUCCAUGCCCUGUCUCAGACUACCUUCGUCGCCAUUGUCACAUCGCCUGUGCUGGCUCUCCUGACACCUUUCCUGGAGCGGUCUCUCAACAGCCCCACUACUGCUCAAGAGGUUCUGCGACAGACCGUUGUCAUUGUCGAGAACUUGACCAAGCUGGUUCACGACCCCAUCGAGGCCCGAACCUUCUUGCCCAAGCUAAUUCCCGGUGUCAAGAGCGUUUGCGACCGAGCUUCUCUUCCUGAGGUUCGUGAGAUCGCUGAGCGCGCCCUUGCCACUAUGGAAAAGGCCAUGGGUGAUGAUAAGGAUGUUGUUGCUCGUACAUCCGGCGAAGAUGUUGCCAAGGUUCUUGACGAGCAGAUCAAGGCCAACGGCGGUCUUGCUAGCCAGCAGGAUCUCUUCAAGCAGGCUCGUCCCUACAUCUCCGACAUGGUCGCUAUUGAUGUCAACUACCGCUAUGUUAACCGUAUUUCUGGACGAAUUGCUCCUUACAUUACAAGCUUUAUGAAGGAUGCUGAGGCUUGCCAGAAGGUUGCCGAUGCUGUUCAGAAGCACUACGUCGAGGAGGAUGAGCGCAAAUACGGUGUUCCCGAAAAGGAGGAUGACGGUGAGGUUGAGAUCGUCAACGCCGACUUCUCUCUCGCCUACGGUGGUAUGCUUCUCCUGUCGCAUACCAACUUGCGACUUCUCAAGGGCCACCGCUACGGUCUUUGCGGCCGAAAUGGUGCUGGAAAGUCAACUCUUAUGCGAAGUAUCGCGAACGGCAAGCUUGAGGGCUUCCCUCCCCAGGAUGUUCUCCGCACUUGUUAUGUCGAACAUAACCAGGGCGAGGAUGCUGAUAUCAGCAUUCUUGAGUUCGUUGCCAAGGACCCCGAGAUUGCCACACAAGGCCUUGAGCGUAUCUCCGAGGUUCUGGCCGAGUUCGGCUUCACUGCUGGCCCUGAGGGUCGACAGUCUGAGAGAGUUGGAUCUCUGUCUGGAGGUUGGAAGAUGAAGCUGGCUUUGGCCCGUGCUAUGUUGCAGCGCGCAGAUGUUCUUCUUCUUGACGAACCUACUAACCAUCUCGACGUUGCCAACAUUGCAUGGCUCGAGAACUACCUCAAGUCUCACCCUGACAUCACCAGUCUUAUCGUUUCUCACGACUCCGGCUUCUUGGACAAUGUCACCACUGACAUCUACCAUUACGAGCCUAACAAGAAGCUGGCCUGCUACAAGGGUAACCUGGCCAACUUUGUCAGGAUCAAGCCCGAGGCCAAGAGUUACUACACUCUGUCCGCCUCUACUGUUCAGUUCAAGUUCCCUCCUCCCGGUAUCUUGACUGGUGUCAAGUCUCAGACUCGUGCUAUUAUCCGCAUGUCCAACGUUUCAUUUUCCUACCCCAACGCACCAAAGCCUUCUCUAUCAGAUGUUUCUUGUCAGCUGACGCUGUCAUCUCGUGUUGCCAUUAUUGGACCCAACGGUGCUGGAAAAUCGACACUCAUCAAGCUCCUUACUGGCGAGACCAUUCCUAGCACCGGAAAGGUUGAGAAGCACCCCAACCUGCGUAUCGGUUACAUCAAGCAGCACGCUCUGGAGCACGUUGAGAUGCACUUGGAGAAGACCCCUAACCAGUACCUUCAGUGGCGUUACCAGCACGGUGAUGACCGAGAGGUUCACAUGAAGCAGACUCGUGCCUUGUCAGAGGCCGAUCGCAUCCAGAUGGACAAGUGGGUUGACCUGAAGGAUGGAAAGUCCGCUCGUCAAGUCGAGACCUUGGUUGGUCGUCAGAAGUACAAGAAGACCUUCCAAUACGAAGUCAAGUGGCGCGGCCUCCUGCCCAAGAACAACACUAUGAUUUCUCGUGAGACUCUUAUCGAGCUUGGUUUCGACAAGCUCAUUCAGGAGUUUGACGAUCACGAGGCUUCCCGAGAGGGUCUUGGUUACCGUGAGCUUCAGCCCAAGAUUAUCUCCAAGCACUUUGAGGAUCUUGGUCUUGACCCUGAGAUUGCCAACCACAACGAGAUCGGCUCUCUUUCUGGUGGACAGAAGGUCAAGGUCGUCAUUGCCGGAGCCAUGUGGAACAACCCCCAUCUUCUCGUGCUUGACGAGCCUACUAACUUCUUGGACCGAGACUCUCUCGGUGGUCUUGCUGUCGCUAUCCGUGACUUCAAGGGUGGUGUCAUUCUGAUUUCUCACAACGAGGAGUUCGUCGGCGCCCUGUGCUCUGAGCAGUGGCACGUCAACGAUGGCCGUGUUGCCCUGAAGGGUACCGCUGCUAUCAGCCUCGACCGCUUUGAGGACAGCCGUCCCAGCAGCGGUGUCAACAGCACUGCUGCCAGCUCCGUUGUGAGCAGCGCUGUCAACAGUGGCAUCGAGGACAACUCUGAUAUGAAGUUCCGUGCCAGAAAGAAGAAGAAGAUGACCAAGAAGGAGCUCAAGGAGCGUGAGGUCCGUCGUCGGCUUCGCCACAUCGAGUGGCUCAACAGCCCCAAGGGUACUCCCCACCCUGUUGACACUGAUGAUGAGGACAACUAA
Fusarium venenatum is the source of this 3312-nucleotide messenger RNA. Its product is annotated as P-loop containing nucleoside triphosphate hydrolase protein. Gene Ontology annotation, molecular function: ATP binding; ATP hydrolysis activity. The record is from RefSeq and is a predicted model, not a curated record. NCBI's taxonomy places the organism in Eukaryota, Fungi, Ascomycota, Sordariomycetes, Hypocreales, Nectriaceae.